AAAACGUCUUGUUCGGAUUGACCCCAAGCGAGAUCAGCACUGCAAGAUCAUUGAGCAGAAAGUUUCGACAAACAAAGAUUCAAGAGUUUACAAUGGUACUUGUCCUCUUCCUUUUUGGUUCUCGGUGCUUCGGCGCCGCAGACUACUUUAUGAUCGGUGAACAAGAAUUCUUCGUUCGUACGCUGUUCUUCCAUAUAUGGUUUAUUCCGCUUUGUCCGAUGAAAAGUUUUAUCAGCAAAAGUCCAGGAAACGGAGAAUGUGAGGCUUGUACUCAGUGCAACAACUCCUAUGUUGUGCAACUACCAUCUCUCGUUUGCAAAACUGUACUUUGGGCCUGGAUCAGAUUCUUUGCGUUUCUAAUCCCACCCUUGUGGCCGCUGGUAUUUAUGUACAAACCAAAAGCUUCGCCAGAGAGACGGGAGGUUUAUGUGCAAGCUCUUGGCAGGGUUGUGGCUGCGGCUAGAGCCAACAGGCAGCAGCAGGCGAAUGUUCGAGUUGUUGCCCAGACAAUAGUCGAGCCACCUGCCMCGAUAGUAGGCGAGCCGCCUGCCCCGAUAGUAGUCGAGCCGCCUCCGGAAUAUGUUGAAACUGUCGCUGAAGGCAAACAUGGCAAAGGUGGUUACACCCGGUUCCAAUAGAYUACACUAUUAUAGUUCAAAUUUUUAAUGUUUAGAACAAAACUCCAUUAGCCUUAGAUAGUUUUGCAAUGAAACMAAAAUAUUGGCGGAUUUCUUUUUUUUAGUUGCAUAUUACCUAAAAAAUAUGAGCUUAUUCGGUUUAUUGUUCAUCCUUUUUUUGUAUUUAAGUAUUUGUGGAGUGGGUAUUUUCCUUAAGUAGAAUCGUUGCUAUUUUACCAAAUCAUCCUCCUAUCAAAAGUCAAACGGCCAGCCCCUAAAUUUGAUUGCUUCAUUCCCAURAAGCAACAAUAGUCUCCAACUUGAAAAGUAGCCGUACCUUGUAAUCAAAUCGAGACAACCGUUGAGCGUGCAAUGAUAGAAACCUGUGAAUAAUUGUCUCUAGGUGUGAAAGAAUGUUUCUGUCAUUACACGCUCAACGGUCGUCUCACUUCGAUGCAAAGGCACGGCUACCUUUCAAGGAACCGUGAAGAAGUUUCAGUUUCCAAUCCUCAAUCGGCUUGAUGCGAAAGCGUUGUCGAUUAAUAAACGUAGAUGUAGAUGUAGGGGAGGGGAGGGUCCGGCAAUUAUUCUUGUGUGUUUCAGAUACCGGUAUUCAUAUUACAUUGUAUCAUUAUCCAAAAACUUCCUGUUUCUCAUUGACCAGCGAGAUCAACUCCACUAAAAGGUCAUUGAAUAGAAAGUUUCGACACACAAGGUGAGAGAAAGUCUCCCAUCUCCUCAAUUUUAUAAUUUUAACUUUCCUCUAUAUGAAUAUUUUGAAAUUUGAAAUUUGAUGCGAUGAAGUAUUUCGAGUUUCAACAGAAUAAUUACCGUUAGAUUAGCUGAAACUGCCCUUCACUUUCGUGGUCGAAACUUUUAAGGGCGAAAUAUCCUUUGAUUUUUCUUCUUUGAUGAAUGGAAAUUAAAAGUUUAUUAGCCUAUAUGA
Molecule: messenger RNA, 1563 nt
Organism: Exaiptasia diaphana
Lineage: Eukaryota; Metazoa; Cnidaria; Anthozoa; Actiniaria; Aiptasiidae
Exons: 2
Coding region: 93-638 (181 amino acids)
Source: RefSeq, a predicted model, not a curated record